AUCCGGAAAUGAGGAGCGCGCGCAUAUGGGGUGAUCGUCAGCUGGGGCAGCUUCCGGGAGCUUACCGAACGGAGUCGGGAAGUGCAGCCCUUUCUCGCAUUCCCCUAAGCCAUUCCCGGUGUGAAAUUCCGAGCUAGCGGGAUGAAGGGAGGAGCCGCAAGUAAGAGCUGCCGCCGCCGCCGCCCGCCAAGCCUGGGAGCUUCCUUUCCCCGGGCUGGCUCUUGCCCGUUGCGGGGGCGGGAAGAUUGUUGGAGGUCAGAUCAAGGCAACAAUAUGGACUCACUGGAGGAGACUGGGGGUUCCUCAGCAGAGGAAGCUGCAAACUCCUCAACCGAGGAGAACUACUUUGUGAAUUACACUUUCACUGACCGUUCUCACUCAGGCCGCGUGGCCCAAGGAAUUAUGAAGCUGUGCCUGGAAGAUGAACUCUUUGCAGAUGUUACAAUCUCUGUAAAAGGCAAAGAAUUCCAACUGCAUCGGCUAGUCCUCUCGGCUCAGAGUUGCUUCUUUCGUUCUAUGUUCACUUCUAAUCUGAAGGAGGCACAUAACCGGGUGAUUGAGCUACAAGAUGUUAGUGAGAGUGUCUUUCAGCUUCUGGUGGAUUAUAUUUAUUAUGGAACUGUGAAGCUGAGGGCAGAAGAUUUGCAGGAGACUUAUGAGGUGGCAGAUAUGUACCAACUAACUGCCCUCUUUGAGGAGUGCUCUCGUUUCUUGACUCGAACAGUGCAAGUGGGGAACUGUUUGCAAAUUAUGUGGUUGGCUGAUCAGCACAGUGAUGUGGAGCUCUACACAGCUGCCAAGCAUUGCGCCAAAUCAUAUUUGUCACAACUUCAGGAAACAGAGGAGUUUCUGCACCUUCCUCUCCGUCUCCUGACAGAUAUUAUCUCAGAUGGGGUGCCAUGUUCUCAGAAUCCAAAAGCUGCCAUUGAAACCUGGAUCAACUUCAAUAAAGAAGAACGUGCAGGUUUUUCAGAGAUCCUGCAAUCAAGUUUAAAGGAAAUUGGCGAGAAUGUUCAUAUCUACUUGAUUGGAAAGGAGUCAUCACGUACCCAUUCUCUUGCUGUCUCUCUGCACUGUGCCGAGGAUGACUCCAUCACUGUCAGUGGUCAGAACAGCUUGUGCCACCAAAUCACCGCAGCCUGCAAGUAUGGCAGUGAUCUGUAUGUUGUUGGAGGAUCCAUUCCACGGCGCAUGUGGAAAUGCAAUAACACUACGAUAGACUGGGAAUGGUGUGCUGCCUUGCCUCGUGACAGGCUCCAGCAUACUCUUGUUUCCGUGCCCAGCAAGGAUGCAAUCUACUCACUGGGAGGAAAGACCCUGCAGGACAUUCUCUCUAAUGCAGUCCUGUACUACAGAGUAAGAGACAACAUAUGGACAGAAACUGGUCAGCUAGAAGUAGCAGUGUGCGGGGCUACAGGGGUAAAUUUCAAUGGAGUCCUUUAUUUGUUAGGUGGAGAGGAGAACGACGCUGACUUCUUUACCAAGCCCUCUCGGCUGAUCCAGUGCUAUGACACUAACACAGAGAAGUGCCAUGUGAAGCCCUAUGUGUUACCCUUUGCAGGGUGCAUGCAUGCAGCUUUGCACAAGGACCUGGUGUUCAUAGUAGCUGAGGGCAAUUCGCUACUGUGCUACAACCCUCUGCUGGAUAGCUUCACCCGGCUCUGUCUGCCAGAUGCCUGGAGUUCAGUACCAUCCUUCUGGAAAAUUGCCAGCUGUAAUGGUAACAUCUACAUCUUCCGGGAUCACUACAAAAAGGGAGAUGCCAAUACCUUCAAACUCAAUCCAGCCACUUCUGUAGUAACUGUCACCAGUGGCCUUAAAGUGCUGCUUACAAAUCUGCAGUUUGUGUUGGCCUGAUAGAAGAAAAGCUCAGCGCCAGACAAUGGAGACAUUCCAUUACCUUACUCCAACUCACCUAGACCCCAAAGCUCCAGCUUCCUCAAGACAGAUCACAGCACUUGGAAGUUCCCCCUUCUAGCUCCUGCUUACAAGCAGCAGUAGCCUCCUAACUGCACACCUGCUUAAUAAACAAUUAAUGGCACCCAGGCCCCAUCCUUAUCUGAAGUACUGCUAUCACUGUGGUCAUCUGCUGGUCAGCUUCUUGUGUCCCAAAGCUCUCCAGCUAAGAGGCUUUUUAGGUCUAGAUCAGAUACCACCAGCAGACCCUAUACAAAGUAGCUGAAUUCUUUCUACAGUCUCCUAGAGCUUUCAUGUUGCAGGUUGAGAGUAAAUGCAGCUAUCCAUCAAGAUAUAAACCAGGGCUGCACAACUUCAGCCUUUCUGCCGAUAUUAAACUACAACUCUCAUCAUGCCUGACAACUGGCCUCUGUGGCUGGGAAUGAUACAUGUUGUAGUCCUGCAACGGCUGGAGGACUGAAGUUGUGCAGCCCUGAUAUACAUAUUCCUCAGAGUUGCAACUAUCAGAUGAGUGUGAAGGUUCCCUCCCUCAUUAGAGCUGCAGGAGACAACUCCUUAGGUAGAGGUACUGAACUUAAAUCUACUUGCAGUUGACUUGGCCCCACAGUAGGGUCUUCUGUGCUGAUACUGGAGGACUCAUUCUCUUACUGUGACGUACAAAAAAGGGGAAAUAGUAUCAAAACUACUUGUUGAUGCUGUGAGCCCUUUGGAUCAAGUUUAAAUAAAGGCCUCUCCUAGGACAACACUGUGGCUUCAUCACUGCUUGUCUGAGAAGUGAGCACUGAAGAGUAGUUCAUAGAUCUGCUGCAAAGUGAGCAAGAUACAGCAACAAUAGAUACAGGUAGCAGGAGAGGCAAAAUAUGCUCACUUAUCACUUACAGUGAUUAUAACUUCUUUGUUCAAAUGUUGCGGAAAACUUAUUUAUUGGUGGCCAAGAUGACCAAGGUGUCUGUUCCAACACAACCACACAUUAGGAGCCAGGUGUUUUCAGUGUGGCAUCCUGCUUGGCCUCCAGCGGCUUUUGUUCUUGCUGAGUCUCUUGUGGCUUUUGCUGUCUAGCUGGCAGAUUGUGCUGUGCCUCCACAGGAACUGCAACACUUAAACUUCUGUGAAAGUCCUCAAGCAACUGUACCUGUUUUUGGCGGAUGAUGAUAUGAGGACGGAUCUUAACAAUAGCUUCGAUUGCCUCUUGAGGGGUCCACUGGUGCAGCUACAAAAGUUUUAAAAAAAACAAAACCCUAUACAUGAAAGAUCAAGUUACUGGGGUAGGAACUAACGAGCUUAAUAAUACAACAGGAAAAGGAAAUUCAUCAAUAACACCCUUUCACUUAAGUGAAUCCCAAUUGAUCCUUGCCAUCUGUGACAGUCUUUCAACUGAAAUCUGAGAUCUGAUUCCAGCAGAGUACUCAACAGCUGUUUAAUUGAAUAGCUCUUCUUUUGCUCCUGCAAGGGGAAGGAUGGCUUCUGUACUGCUUGUCGUUCACUUCUCAAAGCAAAAUGGAUUCUGUUUGGACCAUGUGUUCUGACACAAUCCAAAUAUCACAAGAUGGCAAAUGGAUACAGGCCCUGGCCAAGUUUCAAAACUUUGAGUUAGAUUAGAAGCUGCUAAAGAAAAAUGCACUGUUAGCCCAUCCAGUGCAUUAGGGGAGACUUUUCUACACACUUCCUAACCUACAAGAAGCUUAAAAGUGCAGGGAUUUUCAAUUCAUUCACAUUUGCCUGUCACCUUUAAUACCAAAGAAGAAGUGCCACUCAAGUCUGUCCCAAUCACAAAGCAUCUGGUAAAGUUAAUCAUUUCCUCUCUCAAUGACUACUAAAAUAAUGCUCAUAGCCUCCUCAACAUAGCCUAUAAAAUAGGAUUUUGUUCCUUUAUGUCCAGUGUUGGGAGAAGUAUAGCUUUCUCAGGAAGAUUUUCACAUAUUGUCCUUGAUCAGAAGCAGCUACUGAUAGCAGAGUUGUCACUAAUUAAACUUCAGCUAUAACCAUUUCUGUAAACUGGACUUGCAGAAGGGAGGCAGAGAGAAUGUGGAGGCAGCCAACCAUCCCCUGAACUUCUUUAUUUGCAGAAUUGCUCUAAACAUACGAUAAUAUGAACAUUACAAUUAUAUUUAUCUAUAAAAGUAAGCAUGCUACUAGCAGUGAGCUCUCCUGCCAACACCA
Molecule: messenger RNA, 4077 nt
Organism: Hemicordylus capensis (graceful crag lizard)
Lineage: Eukaryota; Metazoa; Chordata; Lepidosauria; Squamata; Cordylidae
Gene: KBTBD4
Product: kelch repeat and BTB domain containing 4
Exons: 4
Coding region: 142-1857 (571 amino acids)
Molecular function (GO): protein binding
Source: RefSeq, a predicted model, not a curated record